ACAGUCGCGCGCUCUGCUUUCCACCUUCUGCUUCACCACCUCAAACUCUUCAAGUGCCUGGACCUGAAAACGGCUACAUUCCUGAGGACAAAUUCCAAUAUUUCCUACUGAACUUUACAUUCCCGGAGACCAGAAGACGCUUUUGGAAAACACAUGGUUGACGUUACUUCCUGGUUAUAUAACUUUUAUUUUUUAAUUUUUUACACUUGAAAACGCUUCUCGGCACCCCGGAAAGAUCUGUCAAGGUCGGACAUCGAUAUUUUUAUAUAAAAGUAUUAAUUUUUUGUUUGUCUGCUUAAGAAGACACAAAAGGCAGCGGCAGCCUGCGUGUUUUUUGCGCAACCUAAAGUGUUCUUCCAGAAGGCGCAGCAGUCAGUCCGUCCUCCAGUCCGUCGUCAUGGCAGGUAUGAACUCUCUGGAUGCUGUCAAGAGGAAGAUUCAGUGUUUGCAGCAGCAGGCCGACGAAGCAGAGGACAGGGCUCAGGUCCUGCAGAGGGAGCUGGACUCUGAACGAGAGCUCCGAGAAAAAGCGGAGGGAGAUGUAGCGAGUCUGAACCGUAGGAUCCAACUGGUGGAGGAGGAGUUGGACCGAGCCCAGGAGAGGCUGGCCACAGCACUGCAGAAACUGGAGGAGGCUGAAAAAGCUGCAGAUGAGAGUGAAAGAGGGAUGAAGGUGGUUGAGAAUCGAGCGAGUAAGGAUGAAGAAAGAAUGGAGAUCCAAGAGAUGCAGCUGAAAGAGGCCAAACAUAUUGCAGAGGAGGCCGACCGUAAAUAUGAGGAGGUGGCUCGCAAGCUUGUGAUCCUGGAAGGAGACCUGGAAAGAGCCGAGGAGAGGGCCGAGCUCUCUGAAUGUAAAGCCAGUGACCUGGAGGAGGAACUGAAAAAUGUGACCAACAGCCUGAAGUCCUUAGAAGCCCAAGCUGAGAAGUACUCAGAAAAAGAAGACAAAUAUGAAGAGGAGAUUAAAAUUCUCACUGACAAACUGAAGGAGGCUGAAACCCGCGCAGAGUUUGCAGAGAGAACUGUGGCCAAACUGGAAAAGUCCAUUGAUGACCUGGAAGAAAAACUAUCAUCUGCCAAAGAAGAGAAUCUGGGCAUCCAUCAAGUCUUGAAUCAGACCCUGCAGGAACUGAACAGCUUGUAAAGAUUCAGGCGAGAUGAUUGACAGGAUGAGACGUCGCCUAACAUUCCGUUCCUGUUCGACUUUAUUCCACGUUUCCAGCUGUCGAACCUUUACACCCUUUUGUAAAGGCUGAUUAACUUGAUGCUUGUCUCUUGCUCCUUACUUCCUCUCCAUAAGGCACAACAUUUUAAAGAUGACAGUAAUUUCAAACAUGUUCCUUUAUUUCCCCACUGAUGACUGCACCUUCACCCCAGUAAUAUUUUGACCACUUAUUUGGAAAGAGCUGGUAAUUAAUAUGCCCCACAAGUUUAAAUUUAAUGACUUAACCACUUUUGACUCCAUGAAGUGCACAUUGGCCUCCAUCUUUUAACUCUGAAGCGCCACCCAGUGGUAAAAUGGAGUUAGUGGGCAGUGUACUGAUUGUGCACUAUCAUCCUAAAUCCAUUAAUCACAAACUCACGCAUCUUCAACCACUUACUCCAGCUAAGGGUCACGGGGGUGCUGGAGCCUAUCCCAGCAGUCUAAAUCCAUUAGUUUUAUAAAAAAUGUUGAACUUGUGGCCUUAUGGAAACAAUUCCUUAAAUAUGCAGGCUAAAAUAAAACAAUCCUGUCAUAAAUGAGAAAGUAACACUUUGCUAAUCUGUGAUGAUCCUGGAGGCUUUCUGUGUACAGUCUGUACACGUAUUUUUUUUUUUUUUUUUUUUUACUUCUAGUUUGAUAGAAGCAGUUGUGCAGAACUUGUCAUUUACUGACCAGAAAAAAAACAUCUACCAAAAAAAAGAAAACUUUCUGUACAGUGUAAUGAUGAGCAAUGCAACAGCACUGCAAUAAAAAAAUACGCCAAAUACAUCGAUUUGAUUCA
Thalassophryne amazonica is the source of this 1985-nucleotide messenger RNA. It is a transcript of the gene tpm4a, whose product is annotated as tropomyosin 4a. NCBI's taxonomy places the organism in Eukaryota, Metazoa, Chordata, Actinopteri, Batrachoidiformes, Batrachoididae. The coding region runs from base 398 to 1144 and encodes 248 amino acids. Gene Ontology annotation, biological process: actin filament organization; muscle contraction. Gene Ontology annotation, cellular component: actin filament. The record is from RefSeq and is a predicted model, not a curated record. The transcript has 8 exons. Gene Ontology annotation, molecular function: actin filament binding.